CGCCUCUGCUGGCCUUCGAAAUGGGCUCGACUCCUUAGCCUUGAUUUCUCCAAUUGUACCUCUGCAUAUCAACUUUUUUUAAAUAAAGAAAAGCCUGUUCGCGAUGACAUUUGGAGGUGAAUUGGCAGAUGAGGUCAGCCAGGUGAUUUCAGAACUGGUUCCUGCGCAGGCUGAGCGGCUUGCAAGUUUCACUUCCUGUGCAGUACAGUAAAGCAACUCGCUUCAUCAGAGGAUUGCAAUGAAACCCGCUCAGGAGCGCAACCAGGAGUCCCUGCCUCCUAAGAAGAGGGACCUCCCAGUUAGUAACAGCAGUGGAGCUGGAGGCACAGGUGGGGUUGGUGUUGCUGGAGGAGGAGGAGGUGGUGGUGGAGGUGGCAGUAGUGCUGGUGGUGGUAUUGGAGAAGAUGAAGUGGUUUCCAUCCAGAACUCUGCAGCCAACAGUGACACUCAGGGAGGGACUCCAUCUGGAGAGUGGCUGCGUGCUCAGUCGGGGCUUCAUUAUGGAGUGGAUAAUUCUGAUGGCAUACCAGCGGUGCCCGUUGACCAGUACAGUAUGCUCUACAAAGUGGCCCUUCCAUCUGUUACUUACUCACCUACCAGUCUUCACCCAGUGUUAAGCCACAUCUCUCCAGCAUACACUGUCCACUCGCCUCUCCUGCAGCAUCCAGGCCUUUCCUACCCUCCUCUUGGUUACGCCCAGAUCCCUCAUUCUUCUCUCCAGUUUGUAAGUUCCCCAUAUGCAACGGUACCUUAUGCCCUACCCCCUGGCUUUGUCCCGGGACCAUUAAUCUCCCCCUCAGGCACCAUUCCUCAGCCCCACGCUGUCUCCCACCUUGUUCAAUAUCCAUCUGUCAUACAAGAAGGAGUUGUUUCCCCACCUCCUCAGGCUCAGGUGGCUGCACAUACCUUUGCCAAAGUUGCAGCAUCCAGCGGCGUCCCACUGAUGCUGCCGUCAGAGCAGGCUGCCCAGCAGCACCUCAGCACUGUGGGAGUACUGCCAGCAGCAGAGGUCAGCUCUCGAGGGAUGCCGGUCUUCUACCACGCUCAGGGCACCAGGGCUGCCACUGCCACCAGAGACCCCCCCAGUGCUCAUCAGGAGAAUGAACCAGAGAUGAAUGGAGGCGAUAAGGAGCAGGGAGCCAGGGAGGUUGUACUAGACUUGGCCUACAUUGCUAAAAAUGCACGACUGCUGCAGGUAGCGCCCAGCUCUGCUGCACAGGAGCACAGCCAAGACAGAGGACUGCAGAACCGGAGGCUGGAAGGGAGGAGCUCACCUGACCGGCCGAGCACUCCAGACAGCGACCUGGAGGUGCAGCAGGUCGUUGGUCGUUUGGCCUCUUCGAGCCAAGGUGCCAGUGGACUGCGGAAAGAGGUCUCCUUUGCUCCCUUAAAUCUCUCUCAGGGUGCCCAGAGAGCCAGAGAUAUCCAUGGAGAAAGUGCAGGAGUUACCGGCCGGACUGCAUACGCAGCCCAGCCUGUGAGUUACAGCGAUCCCAGAGUGACUGGUCUCCAGCAGCACACAGGACAACCAGGCCAUGCUGUCAUGCUUGCCAAUGGGCAACCGGUUCUUAUUCCCAUGGAGUAUCACCUGCAGCAUCCGCCCCCGCCACCGCAGCAACACUACCCAGGGCAUGCUAAUGAUGCCUCCACCAGCCAUGCCUCUACAACCAUGGCCUCCUCUAAUCCAAGCUUUAAAGCCUCUGAUUCUUCAGCCAGAGUGUGCCUCCCUGAAAGGGCGGAGCUGAUCACAGCUCAGCAGCAGCCUCCUGUCCAGCCCACUGCAGAUGUGACCCAGGCCUUAGCUUCAAGCCUCGCUCCUACCCCGGCCCCCUCCAACCCAUCACACUUCAUGAAGGGGGCCAUCAUCCAGCUGGCCACUGGGGAGCUGAAGCGUGUGGAGGACCUGCAGACUCAGGACUUUGUGCGGAGCGCUGAGGUGAGCGGGGGGCUCAAGAUCGACUCCAGCAUGGUGGUGGACAUCCGUGCCAGCCAGCAGAGACCAGGUCUUGUGUCGCUCCACUUCACUGUGGGGGAGCAACAGAGCAAAGUGACCAUCGAUGUUCCCCCAGAACACCCCUUCUUUGUGUUCGGCCAGGGUUGGUCAUCCUGCAGCCCUGAACGCACGGCCCAGCUCUACGGCUUGGCCUGCCAUCAUCUGCAAGUUGGAGACGUGUGUGUGUCCAUCACUCUGCAGCAGCAGCUGCAGCCACAGCAGCAACAGCAGAAGCAGCCACAGCAUCAUAAUUCACAACAGCAACAACAGCCACAGCAGAACCUGUCCAGGACUUUGAGCAAAACCAAUGCUACAUCAGGACCUGGUCACCAGCUUAUGGGGCCUCCUGCCCCACAACAGUCACGGCCACAGUCUCAUUUCAGGCUAGACCGCAUCCACAGAGAAAGACAGAGAGAUGGAGAAAAAGAUGCAGCCAGUAAGGAGGAAGCCACACAUUUUGGGGUUGUUGUGCACACUGAGUCGCCCGUCAGACCAAGUAGGACCUCAGCAGAACAUCCAAGGAGCCAGAGCAGUUACCACUUGCACACAGAGGGCUCUGCUUUUGCAGGGGCAGGGAUGGGAGGGAUGCAGGCUGCACUAGGUGCUCAGAGGCGUUGGUCCUCACCUGGCCUCCAAAGAUACAAUAUGAAGGGAGAUGAAGGGCCACGCCCUCAAAUAAGCACCUCCGGCCACACAAGGCUCUCUUUCAUCCCCCAGGAGGUCAAACUGUCCAUUGAGGGGCGCUCUAAUGCAGGGAAGUAGCAUCACAUUUGGUAGCAACUAUAGAGGAGACUGCCACGAGUAAGAAUGAGUCUGACAAGGAGAGAAAGAGGAAAAAAAGAGUGCGAAUGUAGCCUCAGAAUGUUUGAGAUUUUGCACACCUAAAAUAUACAAAAAUACAAGAUCUUUGUCUAUCUGAGAAGUUCCAGUUUGGUUUGGUCACCACUCAGCCAAAGGAUACAAGCCUGUGGAUUCCCAGCCAGCUGAGGUCUGAUGGGGACAUGACAAGCUGAGUAGAAAGUAUGUAGCUGAUGUAAUGCCUCUCGCAGUCCUUACACACUGCAUUUCUCUUACUCCCUCCCUCCUUUGUCACCACUUCCUCAUAACCACACUUGGAGAUUACCAUCGCAUUCGGAGCACUCUCGCUUCCUUUUUGACCAAACCGUCUCUUUGGAAGACCACAGACUACGAAGAAUGUGUUUGUAGCGCAGUGAAGCUACCAACUUUGCAGGUUCUGAUGUCUUUAAAGGAUCAUAGCCAGUGAUCCUUUAUCUCCUCCAUUCCUAAGAUCCUGUUUCCUUCGAAAGCAUUUACCCAAAAAAACAAAACAAAAGUGGAGUGGAGUUGCUGACACCAGCAGCCCCUGUUGUGAUGUUGGCACUGUUGACGCUAACUGUCAGUGUACGUUACAUUAUGCUUCUUCGGCAGGAGUCUGAAACCUCCUUUGUCAGCAGAUACUCUCUCAGGCCAAGUGCGGCUCGUCCCACUUGUCUUACAAUCGAAAUAGUGAUAAAUCAAUCAGUGUGUCUGUUCAGCAAUCAGUUUUCACUCCAAAAACAUCUGCCUUCAUUACACACCAUCAUGCCCUAUGGUUGAGGAUGAGGGCCCGAACGUUUGUGUGUGUGUGUGUCUGUGUGUGUGUCUCUGUGUGUGUUUGUAUGAUCGCUAGAGAUAUCUUGCAUUCCAGUUUCAUCACUGAGAAUAUCCAUCACUGAGUGUUUAACUUUGUCCCCCCCUUUCUGAGAGAAUGAUCCCCCCUCCCUCCUCCUCACUAUACCUCAAAGGUUUCCCGACCAGACUGGUGACUUUUAAUGCAAUUUUGAAGAGUAACGGAGGAGGCACUGGCUGGUCAUCACCAAAGCCACCUUGUGGGAAUGAACCAGUAACAUGGCUGCAGCAAGUGAAGGAGAGAAAUCAACCCUUUUGUGCGAGUGAAUCAGUGACGAGGCACUCUCUUGAGUUACUUUUUUGCUCGAUUACCAAAUGAAAGCAAUAGUUGUUUUCCUCCCCGUGAGGCUGUUUUAUAUCUCUGUACAUGUUAGGUGUGAGAGCUGACUCUCUGUUAAUCCCCCCCAACACCCCAACUUUUAAAGGUGAUGCACUCUUUUGCUGUUCAGUAUUUUUACACAAGUAAAGCAUGUCUUUGACAAAUUUCUCAAGAGAUCAUUCUAGGCGAAUCAGCAUCUCUUUGAUUCUCCAUCUCACUGAUGAUAUUUUAUCUUAUAUGGAUUUACUCAAGUGCAUCUCCAAGGAAGGCUUGGCUCUAAUUAAUUUGUGGUCAUUAUCAAGUCACCCUCUUGUCUUUUGUUUGAAUGGUCCUUUGCUUUUGUACUAGAUUAUACUUUAUCCAGUGGAUCUUACGAUUGUCUUGUGUUGCACAUAGAAAAUGUCACUCAUUGACUUCACACUGACCAUUAUAAUAGGAAUCACAGUACAGUAGGUGUUCUUUUUUAUGAAGGGAAUAUGUUUGAAGUAUUGUUGGUGUUUUGUGGUGAGAGAGUGAGAUAGGAAAAAAAAAACUGACUUGCAUUUUUAACUCUGUUUACAAAUUAGCCAAGACAAAUGCUGCAGUUUUCUUACGUCUGACAGAUUUUUUUAUCCUCUUCUUGAAUCACCCCCCCCCCCCCCAGAAAAGGAAAAAAAAUCCAAAAAAGGGUGGAAUUGAAAAUAAGUGCAAUUAGACCACACAUUAAAUCAUUCAGAGGUUUAUAAUCAGACGGCAUUCCUCACACAGACAUUCCCAUCAGAAAGUGGAAAUCAGACAGUACCACUUUUCUUUAGAAAACAUUUGAUCACUUUUGAAUAUUUAAUGCAUUACCUGUUACAUUUCCUUCCAUUGGACGUGCUCAGAGAGGAGGAUCAGUGAGUUACAUGGUUGUCAAGUUUGUGUCCCACUGGUGUGUUAGUGCUGUAGCCCAGAUGCUGUAGUCUAUGUGUGUCUGAAUGGAGCCCUCUCCACUGCCUGACUCUGUGUGGAGAGCCGGUGGAGAGGAGUAUCGGACAGACUGACCUGAACUGGGCUUAGUACACGCUUAACGUCUGGUACUGUCAAUAUGAGUAGCUUUAAAGGGCAGUUUCACAUUUAAAAUAUGUUUUUAUUUUAUCAAGUUUGUGAAUGAGAAUUCUCACAUCCCCAUAAGACUCGUCAGUCGCUGUGAUAAUUGCUCCUGUCCUUAAUGGCUGUGCAAAAACUCCAUAACUAGAGCUGCAAAGAUUUGCCAAUUUAGAUGAUCAAAAUUAAAUUGAUUACAAACUAUUUAAAAAAUUGAAAAUUGUUUAAUUGAUUUUUCAAGCAAACGUUUGCUGGUUCCAGCUUCUGUGUUGUAAAGUGUUUUCUGCUUUUGUUUGUCAUGAAUGAUAGUAAAUGAAAAUCUUCAGACAAGUUGGACAAAAGCAGAAAUUAGAACGUGUAACUUUCGGCUGUGGGAAAUUAUGAUGAGGAUGUUUAUUUACUCAAGUAGGAGUACUGACUCACCUUAUUUAUGUCAAAGUAAUAAAGUACAGCCUCUGAAAUAUACUCAAAGUAUAAAAACUAAAAAUAUCCCUCUGAAGGACAUUUCUGUUUUCUGUGCAAAGCUAACUGAAGAUGAGCCUUUGUCACUCGUGUUGCCACGUCUGCCAUGCGUGAUAUCCACUGAUCGGCCUUGUGAUGUUGGGAAAGGCAGCGUGCAAUAACACAAUAAUACUUAAUUCCUCUGAAAUGCAUUAAAACUAAAGUAAUGAGCCUGUUUUGAAAAUGUAAGAGGUCGACAGUACAGAUAGUUGUGUUAAAAUGUAGAAAGUAAAAGGAAAAAGUUGUCAGAAAAAUAAAUACUGUUGUUAAAUACACCUGAUAAAAUCCACUUAAGUACAGGAACAAAGCAUUCGUACUUCAUUACUUCCCACUUCUGCAGCAGAAUAGUCAGCAAUGGAAGUAAUCAUUAGUCGCAGCUCCAUCCACAACUUAAAAACUCAGUGUAAGUUUGAAGAAUGUGAAUCUGUCCUACAAAAUGUUUUCAGUGGGAGAUUCAGUAAGUUAAGAACACAUCUACCCAUCACAAGCUCACCACAUCCAACCAUUUUUUUCACGCUGUCAGCAAUAGACAUGAUACCUGAAAACAUUUUAUGUAGUCUUGGCGUUUUCUAUGCAGUAAACUCAGUAUUGUACCGUUCGUUGUCUUAAGUACAGCUCUCUGGAGCAGUAGGGAAGGUCAGCUGAUGCAGUCAUUUUACGCUGAUGUCUGGUUAGAUAAUUGUUUUUCUUUUUAUAGUAGUACAAACCAGUAUUUUGCUCAGUGGUCCCAAUCUUCCUACAUAUGGCACACUGCUGAGGCACAGAUCAGUAAACUCUUAGUCUUCUUAGGAUGCCGCACAGUCGGCGCCAAAUCACUCAAAACGAAAGUCACUCUGAAUCUUUCAUUUUUACUUACUUCUAGUCCUGCUUUAUGUUGGCACGACUGCUCAGCCGCUUUAACAUUUGUAUUUUAGGUCAAGACGCAUUUUACGGGAUUUUCAAUGGUGCAAGCAGUGCCACAUGCGACUUUACCUCCUGUUAACGCUCACAGCAAGACCAUCCUGUCGCUACGCGAGGCUUUUUUUUUUCUUUUCUUUUUUUUUUUUGUUUCCUCGCCCUCUGCUCUGAGCAGCGUGUGCCAUGUUGAAGCAGGAAAAGCUCGACCGCUACCAAGAUGUCCAAUGACUCUUAUUCACAUCACUGAUAGUCUGUUGCUGUAAGUAAUUGCACUAAAUGCCCUCCUUUACAGUGUUGUAAAAAUGAAAAACUGUUGGUUAAUUGAAGAGUUUCAAAAUGUAAAGCACACAGAAUCAUGGAGAAAUGGCAGGUUGUUGUGUGUUUCUGUAGAUAGAUGUAUUUUUUUUUGUUGUUGUAUAGAUAGCUUUGAUGAUGCUUGUCGAUAAUGCCUUAAAUUCUGCUUUGUACAAUGUGUGAAAUUGAGAUAAUGGAAUGAUGCUUCUGAUAGGCUUUGGUGUUCCCUUUUCUGGCUGUACAAGAGCAAAUCAGACACUCUUGCCAUGCUUACGAGCAGAAUUUUAUAUUUGCAUUUCUCAAAGGGUGAUGGUGAAUUCUCCCCAGAUGGUUCAAUCGUGUUUGAUUUCGUCUCUCCCUUUUUUCUUUUAUCUUAUUAUGUAUUCCGUUACAUUUUUUUUAACACAAUCUUAAUGCUCAUACUUUUAAUUCCUCUUUUUUUUUUUUCAAUGUGUGAAAGUGAAGUUCAUGGAAGCUCUUAUCUGCACUUUUUACAAGACGAUGCCGAGGGUAUCUGCAGCGGAGGCCAUUGAUUUCAAACACACAAACUUGGACAGACGCACACGUGUUGUUUUUAUUGUUGUUGCACAAAAUCAGUAGGUUUUUUUGUUUGUUUUUUUAAUCCCUAGAUUUAAUGGAUUGUGUUUGGCGUCUUGUGCUUUGUCCCACGGUCUGUGGACAGCAGGAGGUGGGUUUAGAUAAAGACGGACAGGCUGCAUAAAUCAGAUAGCUUUCUACUGGUGGUAACGUAUCGGUUUCUUAUGUUUUGUGAAGUUGGCAGUGGGAAUUUUUAAUUUUUUUUUUUUUUUAAUUUUCUUGUGUGAACUACUUCCUGCUUGAUCCAAUAUUGAACUCAAAAGGUGAACUAAGGACGGUUUCGGUGUUCCCGAUGUCAGAUUAUAUCAGGAGAACGAGAACGGUUAAAAAGUUUUAAAAGAAGUCUGUAUUUUCAGAUUUGAAAUUGUACUUUUUCUUUUUUGGCACAAGGUGACACUGCUUUUUAUGUGACGUGUAACUAUAAACAAAACAAAAAACAGCAUCUUCUUUUUUUUAAAAUGCCUAAAUCUGCAAAAUAUAUGCAAUGAUGUAAAUGUAACAUUCAAUCCUCAAGUGUAAUCCAGGUUGUAUGAACUUUGUAUAGUGAGUUUUAAUAUCGUAUGGCCGUACCAAUAUGUAUUGAUCUUUAUCAGAAGCCUUAGAGUUGUCGACCGAAAGUGCUCCCUUAGAAUACCCUACACCUACCUGACUUUAACAAAGCAUUAAUAUCUCUAUUUUGUUGCAUUUUUAUUUGUACCCUUUUUGAAUAAAAUAGAUUUGUACUGUAUAUUUGUACCUCUCUGUGAACUACUUAGGGCGGUUUUUUGUUUUUUUUGUUUUUGUUUUGCUGUUUUAAUGUACUUUAAGGACACAAAGAUAUUGUAUUUUUAUUGUUACAGCUAACUUGGAGACAUUGCAUUUAUCAUGUUUGUUAAGUAAACACAAUAUAAUAUAUAUAUACAAAUAUAAAUAUAAACUAUUAUCCAA
Molecule: messenger RNA, 8261 nt
Organism: Acanthopagrus latus (yellowfin seabream)
Lineage: Eukaryota; Metazoa; Chordata; Actinopteri; Spariformes; Sparidae
Gene: atxn1l
Product: ataxin 1-like
Exons: 3
Coding region: 239-2755 (838 amino acids)
Biological process (GO): anatomical structure development; regulation of DNA-templated transcription
Cellular component (GO): nucleus
Molecular function (GO): protein binding; RNA binding
Source: RefSeq, a predicted model, not a curated record